Striga asiatica is the source of this 663-nucleotide messenger RNA. The record is from the annotation of a GenBank genome assembly. NCBI's taxonomy places the organism in Eukaryota, Viridiplantae, Streptophyta, Magnoliopsida, Lamiales, Orobanchaceae.
AUGGACGACAGUAAUUCUUUCGCAAUCUAUUUCAACUACGGAGGGUACAUGGUUAAUAUUGAUGGUUUCUUGGAUUUCUUUGGUGAUAAUAUUCACUUAGUUACUGGACUAGACUUGGAUAGAUUUGGUUUCUUUGAUCUGGUAGAAGAGAUUGAUAAGUUGGGUUGUAAAGAGUGGAAUAAGAUAUUGUACAAGGCAAAGAGAGGUAGACCAAGGAUACAUGCAUUGCCUAGUGGGUCUGAGAAUGUACUAGUUGUCCCUCCAACACAAGGCAGUGGCCACAUAGCUUCACCUCCAACACAGGACUAUAGCCACUUAACUGCACCUCCAACACAAGAAACAGGGAGAAAGAGAAAAAAUCCAACACAAGAAAAUGAAAUCCACAUAGCUCAAACAAUGAAAGAUAGAGCACUGAUGUCAAGUGACAAAAGAGUGCGCUUGGUGAACCCUGUUGGUGGUCCUAGUACCAGGAGCCGAUCCAAGAACUCUGUUGGUGGUCCUAAUACCAGGAGUCGAUCCAAGAACUCUGUUGGUGGUCCUAGUACAAAGAGUCCAUCCAAGAACUCUGUUGGUAGUCCUAGUACCAGGAGCCGAUCAAAGAAAAUUCAAGAUUGUUCUAUUUCAGGCACUCAAGAGAGUGUGGCUAAUAAGUUGUCUACAUGA